AUGACUAGUCGCUAUAAUGCUGAUGUGAGUGACGAUGUGAUUACUUGGAUGAAAGAUGGAAGUCACGUUCUUACAUCAUUUGGUGGGCAGACUCAGAUCAACUUCCCAAACCCAAUCCAGACAUCAGACCAAGGAAUCUAUGAGAUCUACUAUGAUAACGAGAGGAAUCAAAAUAGAGGAGGAUUAUACCGACUCAUCGUCAGAGAAUGCCCUGCUGUUUGUAGAACCGAUGGUGGAAAUCAAUUUGGAUGGAAUUGCGAGUUUGAAUGUUCAUCCAGGGGUGGAGCAAAUAGCUGUCAUGGGAUACUGUUUUGCCUACCUGAUCCUUAUGGAUGUUCAUGUGACGUUGGUGCCCAUGGUCUUGCAUGUACCACACUAUGUACUGCUAGUACAUAUGGUCCAGGAUGUUCACAGACAUGUCACUGUGCAGGCGGUGGUUCGGCAUGUGAUAUUUAUAGUGGAAUAUGUACAGGUGGAUGUCAGACUGGCUGGUCUGGAGACAACUGUCAAAUUCCAGAUGAAUGUGAAGCCGGUUACUAUGGAUCUCAAUGCACUGAUAAAUGUCAUUGCUUUAAUGAUGAACCAUGUGAGAAACAGACUGGAGAGUGCCCUGAGCAGAAGUGUGCUCUAGGAUACAAAAUACGCAAUGACGGUGUCAAAUGUCAAGAGUGUGAAGGGGGUACCUUUGGUUUGGAUUGUCUUCAGCAAUGCCACUGUGCUCAAGAGGCUUGUGAGACGGAGAGGGGUCUUUGUAAGGGACUAUGCAUUGAUAGCUGGAUUGAACCGAGCUGCAGUCAAAGAAUAUCCAGAUUGGUUCCAGUGAGAGUGAACCCAUACCAACCAUCUAGCUUCACAUGCUAUGUUGAGGGUAUCCCACUUCCCGAUGCAUCCUCCGUUGAUCUUUACAGACGAACUGGAAGCAACAAUAACAAAACAGGAAUCACCAGCAGAUCAAGCACUGUCUCAGGGUCAGAACGAGCUGUUAUCUUUGAUGUUGAUAGUGUGUACCCACAGGAAGAUGGGGGAUACGAGUGUACUCUUACUGUUGGAAACACAGGCUAUCCCAGUACGCCAAUUACCAACCCAACCUAUGUUUUGCCAGUCAUUGAGAACGUACCAGUGAUAGUGGGUACCACGUCAACUACAGUAGGUCUUCGAUGGAAUGCAUGGUCUGAAGAUGAUGAUAUAGGUGAUCCUCCUCUGGUAGGAUAUGAUGUCUUUGUCGAGAAGGAUGGUGCCUGGGUAACGGAUCAGAGAGUAGACCAACUCACAACAUCAGCCAUCGUUAGUAACCUGACACCCGACACAGAUUCCAGGUUUCGUGUAGCAGCAGUGAGGGAAGGAACAGGUGGAACAGGACCUGUGUCUCCUAGCAACAGCAUAAUAACCCGCUGUAGAAAACCCAGUGCUUCUCCAACUGGACUACAAGUUUCAGCCAUCAACCCUAAAGAGCUAGAGGUGAUAUGGGAGCACCUCCCCUCGGAAUCAGCAGAAUGCAGGAGUGGAGUGACCAAUUAUAUGAUCUACUAUGCUCCCUCUGGAUCAACUUCUUCAAGCUCUAUCCUGGUUUUUCGUGACACUAGCUCCUACACGAUAAGAGGGUUAGAUACCUAUCUGGACUAUAUUAUUCAAUUGACUGCAUCAAAUAAAGACGCGGAGAGUGACAGGAGCAGUGAGACUAUCGGCAAAACACUUGAAGAAGUCGCGCCUGCUCCUAUCCAUGUGGCUAUACCCCAAAGUACUACAAGCUCCUUCACUGUAUCCUGGUCUACUCAUCUACCUUCUAACAUCAAUGGUAACAUCCAGAAGUAUAUCAUCCGCUACCAGCAGACUGAUCCCGUACUUGUUGAUGGUGACUAUAAGUCAGAGGAAGUAUUGAACGGUGCGUUUGAAGGAGAGCAUACUGUGGUAGACCUACCCCGUGAAAUCAACUAUACAGUUCAGAUCCAAACUAUCAAUGGAGCUGGUUCUAGCAAUUGGUCCGAACCAGUGAAUGCAAAGACCAUCCUCUCAGGUGAUGAUAAUGGUUCCAGGAAACCGCUAAGUGCUGUGAUAGGGGGUGUGAUAGUAUCCAUCGUUCUCAUCGCAAUACUACUAAUUACUUUGGUGAUGUAUAGAAGGAUCAAACAAAGACGUUUAGAGACUGAACCAGCCGCGUCCCCACCAAACAAUGCACGUGAGACCUCAUCAAAGUAUGAGAACCCUGUAUUUGAUGACUCAAAGCAAGACCCCAAUACAUACGAAGACUUGAAUGCUGAUACCCAUACCUACCAAGAUCUCAAUACAGAUACCCCAAACUACCAGAAUCUUACCGACCCCCAUACGUAUCAAGAUCUAAAGAAACCCAACACCGACGUUACCUAUCUAGAAGCCAUAACAUCAGAUACGGGAGACACUUACGAAGAAAUAUAGAGACAGCCCUAGCGAGGCAGAGGCUUGGGUAUGGUGCCAGCAUUGAUACAUGCUGAAUCAACAAUAAU
Molecule: messenger RNA, 2480 nt
Organism: Strongylocentrotus purpuratus (purple sea urchin)
Lineage: Eukaryota; Metazoa; Echinodermata; Echinoidea; Camarodonta; Strongylocentrotidae
Product: angiopoietin-1 receptor-like
Exons: 14
Coding region: 1-2412 (803 amino acids)
Molecular function (GO): protein binding
Source: RefSeq, a predicted model, not a curated record